AGACACGAAACCCAAAAGGCCCAAUAACAAAAAAAUGUCGUUUUCUCUUCACAGCCCAUUUGUUUCCAUUGGUCACUUCCAUUGCCACAACCACCAAAACCAUAUCUCGCCGCCGUCGACGACGACGACGACGACGACACUUGCUUCACCACCGUAUCUAUUUCAACAGAGAAGAGAGACAAGAAGCGUUUUAACUCUCUCUUCUGAAUCUAUGGAGAUUUGUGGCGUUGAUUCCGAAGGGAAAGAGUUUAACAGCGUACAAGAGAUGUGGAGAGAAGAAAUUGGAGAAGAAGGAGACGAAACUAGAAAAACCCAAUGGUAUAGAGAUGGUGUUUCUUAUUGGGAAGGUGUUGAAGCUUCUGUUGAUGGAGUAUUAGGAGGAUAUGGUCAUGUGAAUGAUGCUGAUAUUAUAGGAAGUGAGGUUUUUCUUAAGACUCUUUUGCAAGAAAGAUUAGUUAAUGUUGGACCUAAUCAACAUUUAGUAGCUCUUGAUUGUGGAUCUGGUAUUGGAAGAAUCACUAAGAAUCUUCUAAUUCGAUAUUUUAACGAGGUUGAUCUUCUUGAGCCUGUAGCGCAGUUUCUUGAUGCAGCACGUGAAAACUUGGCAUCUGCGGGCUCCAAAACGCACAAAGCAACGAACUUUUUUUGUGUUCCUCUUCAGGAGUUUACUCCAGCUGCUGGGAGGUACGAUGUCAUAUGGGUUCAAUGGUGCAUUGGGCAUCUCACGGACAAUGACUUUGUUUCUUUCUUUAACUGCGCAAAGGGAUGCCUUAAACCUGGUGGGUUUUUCGUCGUGAAGGAGAAUCUCGCUAAAAAAGGAUUUGUUUUGGAUAAAGAGGAUCACAGCAUCACCAGAUCGGAUCCCUACUUCAAACAGCUCUUUCGCCAAUGCGGGUUACAUCUCUAUAGAACAAAGGAUCAGAAAGGUCUUCCACAAGAGUUAUUUGCUGUAAAAAUGUAUGCAUUAACGGUUGACACACCACCGAAAAUCCACCGAACCAGAUCAAAAACUACUAGCAACAGACCGCAGAUUAUCAAAUGACAAAGCUUGUGAUGUUUAUAACGGAGUCUUAAUCUUUUUGUUUAAAGAGAGAAGCUACCAAAGGUAUUGUAAGAUCUGGAUCAAGGCUUGGCUACGAUGUGUAUUACCGCAGGAAAAGCUACCAAAGGAAGCACACUGUCACAUGGUUUGGUUUUGUGCCUGCUCGAUUCUCUUCUCUUCCAUCACCUUCACCAAGUAAUAAACUCUCAUGUACUCAUGGCUUGACUUGUUUCUCUGCCCAUUCUGUUUCCUUAUCUGAUCAUUGUCAGGACUUGAAGAUAUCAUCUACACAUUAGUAUAAAGCUUUGAAAUCCAAAUAUUUUGUUUCCCUAUCUUAUUGGAUCAAUGCCCCAAGCUUAUUCAUCGACUCUUAUUUUUGAAAAAUAUAAUGUGUUACAUUUUCAUAAAACGUUUAAUUAACCAUCAUUUAUAUGUA
Messenger RNA from Arabidopsis lyrata subsp. lyrata, 1478 nucleotides. RefSeq names its product alpha N-terminal protein methyltransferase 1. The coding region runs from base 35 to 1042 and encodes 335 amino acids. The record is from RefSeq and is a predicted model, not a curated record. Gene Ontology annotation, molecular function: methyltransferase activity. The transcript has 8 exons. Gene Ontology annotation, cellular component: cytoplasm. Gene Ontology annotation, biological process: N-terminal protein amino acid methylation. Lineage: Eukaryota; Viridiplantae; Streptophyta; Magnoliopsida; Brassicales; Brassicaceae.